This is a messenger RNA of Paramecium tetraurelia, 1725 nucleotides long. RefSeq lists its product as uncharacterized. Lineage: Eukaryota; Ciliophora; Oligohymenophorea; Peniculida; Parameciidae. The transcript has 3 exons. The record is from RefSeq and is a predicted model, not a curated record.
AUGAUAGAGUUUUAAGACAACCCAGCUUAGUAGUAUUUGAAUGUUAAAAUUAAUUCAGAAAUACUCGGUAAAUUUUUCUUUGAUUUAUCCACAUCUUGGUGUACUCAUCUAGACAUAGAACUCUUCCACAUUUUUGGAUUUACAUUAUUUUUUGCUGUGACAAAAGGAGACAAGAUAAAAUAGUCAUAAUUUAUGCCAUUAUAUGAUAUCUAAGCCUUACCAAGGUCUUUUUUCGAAGAUUCAACUAAUUUGAAAAUUACAUACUAAAAAUUCAAGAAGAAAAAUUUAAUAUAUUAUAGAGCAUGGUGUGAAUGGAAUUAUUUAAGAAUGCCUGAAAUAGGAGAGACUAUGUUUGACAAAUUAAUUUCUUUAUUUCCAGAUGAUGCAAGAGUAGAAGAUUUUUAUGAUUACUUUUCUAACAUAAUAGAAAUUGUUAGUAAAGAGAUCACAUCGUCGCUUCAAAACUAAAAUACAAAAGAUAAAGAUGUACCCAAUAAAAAUCACGAAAAUCAGUAAUCUUAGAUUCAAUAAGAGAAUACUCAAUAAUAAGAUUCUAAAGAUGAUGAAUUUCAAAAAUUGUCAUUAGAAUAAGAUGAAGCAAUGUUAUGGUAUGAGUAAUAGAAAAAGGAAUUGCCUGAAGAAUUCAAGGAACAAAAAUCUGAUGUUUUAGGAAGAUGCUAUUUAUAAUAGAUUCAACCAUUGCCACCAGACUUAUUUGUGUUAAGAUAUAAUGAGAGAGAAAAAUGUUAUGUUUUAGAAAGGAAAGUAAAGAUUCCAAUAAUUGGUGUACAAAAACCCAUCGUAAACACUACAGGAAAUGACAGAAUUCAAUUAUAAAAAUAAUAUUUUAAAUAGGAUAAGGAUACAAGCUUAUUCUAUACAAGUAAUCCAGUCAAUGAUGUCACCGUAAUAGCAUAAUAACAAAAUCAACCAAAAUAAUAAUAAUUGCCUAAAGUUAAAAAAUAGAACACUCAAUUGGAGAGGGUGAAUAAGUCAUUUUCACAAUAUGAUAAAAUUAAUACUCAAGAAAAAGGAAAUAUACUAUUGCCACAAUUUGCCUAAGAAUAGUUGGUGUAAAAACAAGCAAAUACUCCUGGAAUCAGAUUGUUUGAGUAAUAUUCUACAGAAAUCAAUGUCAAGAAAAGAGAAGUCAAAUAGGAUCUUCCAUUGUAAUUAAUUAAGCAUCCCAGAUCAACUGUUACUGUUGAUUUGAAGGAAGAUUCUCAUAAGGAAUUGGGCAGAAUUAAUCUGACUCCCAUUUAAUCAUUUAGAUAAGCUUCAUAAUUACACAACACCAACUUGACCUUUAAAUAGAUUCAAUCUAUUUAAGAUAGUAAGCAUUUAUGGUAGUCAAUGAUGACUUAAGAAGAAAUGGAGGUUUUGCUAUAAGAUGAGAAGAAGUUUUAUCAUAUGUUGCAUCUUUUGAAGUUGAAGUUCAAUUUUGAGCAUAGGUCAGAAUAUUUGAAAUAAUUUAAAUUAAAGCUAGAUAAUAUUUCUAAAAGAGAUGAAAUGGGAGGAAUAUUAACAAAUGAAGAUAGAAAAAGAUUCCAUGAGAGAAUAACUAUAAUUCUUGAAAGAGAGAAGAAAAGAAAGAAACGUAGAAGAAGAAAUGUGAUUGAUCCAUACAAACAAAGAAAUAGGAGUUGGUCCAUAAAGACUAAAUUCAAGAACAGAAAUUGCAGAGAGUAAUUUAAAUAGAUUUUUAUAACUCCUUUGAUUUAAUGA